Musa acuminata subsp. malaccensis (wild Malaysian banana) is the source of this 1013-nucleotide messenger RNA. RefSeq names its product protein XRI1-like. The record is from RefSeq and is a predicted model, not a curated record. Gene Ontology annotation, biological process: female meiotic nuclear division; male meiotic nuclear division. Lineage: Eukaryota; Viridiplantae; Streptophyta; Magnoliopsida; Zingiberales; Musaceae.
AGCAGCAGCAGCAGCAGCAGCAGACUUGUUCUUGAGAUAUGAUGGCCAUGGACACCCAUUUUCUAUUCCCUUACCAAACCUCCUGGGAUUGGGAUCCACACACCUUUGGAGCUGGAGAUCUCCACGAACAACUCGUGCCUUUGAGUGCCAUGGAGAUGGAGUCGCCAGUGUCGUCGCAGGCCUCCACCGGUUACUUGCAAGACGCGGUGGCCGAGUGGAGCGACCGGUGCAAGCGGCGGCGGCUGACAGCUUCGUCCCCCGUUCAUGAUUCGACGACCAACGAAGGCCUCCAGAAUCUUCUUCAAGGUUUUUGGGACUUAAGCUGCCAUGGCGAUCCCUCCUUGCAUGAUCUGAGCUACUUGCUACAGGAUAAUGUCAUCAUCCCAGAUGACCCUUUCAACGUGCUGCUGAAGGCCAACACAGAAGUCGCCGGUCUGCAGCACCCACAAGAGCCACUUCUCUCCUCUUCCACCUCCUACGAAGAGCCACACAACUCCAAUGAACUACAUGGAAAAGAUCCUCCUCAGUCACCAAGAGACACGAAACCUUGUAGCUCUAAAGCAAAAGCGCUUACUUUGAGAGAAUGCGAGAGAAGACAAUGCAGUAAGACGACGAAGGCGAAGAUGAGCGUGGUGUACCCCUUUGCUGUGGUGAAGCCCGGGGGAGCGGACGGCGACGUGACGCUUGACGACAUCAACGCGAGGAUUCUCAUGCGUCCCAGGCGGCCUGUGCGCCACCCGGUGGGGGAGUACGCGCAGGGCCCCCGUGUGUCGCCGGACGGCCCUGGCCUCUCCGGUAAGGUAGUCGUCAGCCUCACACGGAUCCAAACACGUGGGAGGGGCACCAUAACAAUCAUAAGAACCAAGGGAUGAAGAUGAUGAUGUAUCUGUUGCCACUGCAUGCAUUCCUCAUAAUAAUUGUACAUAUGUAGUGCAAGGGAGUCUCUGUGAUUACCUCUCGAGAUCAUUUUUGUUCUAAUACUUUGAGAGAAUGGAAGUUUCAGAUUCGUCUUA